ACAUUUAUUCUCAGCCGAAAGCCCAUAACAAAGAUUUACCAAUUUUUUUUUUCAAUUUUUUAUUUUUUUGAUCUCUAACAAUAAAUCGAAAGACAUUCCCCCAGUUCCAGCAAUGGGCUUUGUGGUUCACUCACUAUCAACAUCAACAUCAAAAUCUCUUCUAUAAACCCUUCAUUUCCAUAAAUUUUCUCCCAAAAUCCAAGACCCCAUCUCAAAUUUCUCUGUGAAAACAUACACUUCUUCCAAAUCUAUAUUCCCAAUUCAAUCCUCUCUCUCAAAACCCCUUUCAUUUUCUGAAUCGAUCUAAAACCCCCUCAUUUCACUGUUGUUCUUCAACAGUUGGAAUUCCUCUUUGGAGUUGCAUGAUGAUGUCUAGUUAUGGUGCUGGAUUCUUCCUCGUUUUUCUGCUUUUUCUCGCUGGUUUAGCUACUGGAAAUGAAUUAAGUUUCACUCAAUCAAAUGGGUCUGUAGCAGAGAUGGUGCCACUGAUUGAGGAAGGGAAAAUGAAGAUUAUAGAGAUGAAUGAGACUAGAAGGAAACUGGGGAGCUUCCAAAUAUGUGCUCCUUGCACUUGCUGUGGUGGAGCUAAGGGCUUGUGUUUGCCUUCUCCUUGUUGCUAUGCCAUCAAUUGCAACAUCCCCAAUAGGCCAUUUGGUUUUUGCUCAUUCACUCCCAAAUCUUGUAAUUGCUUUGGAUGCAAUCUCUAGCCUAUAUAUAUAUAUAUCUAUAGAUAUACAUCUCUCUCUGAAAUUUCUUUGGAUAUAUAUGAUAUUAUUGGUUAGAUUUGGAGUUAGGGUCAUUUGUCAUCUCUGUUGCUCUGUUCCGAAAAGGAUUGAUUUCAAGAAAUCUCUCCUAAUAUUUAAUUUUUUUUGUCUAUAGUUGAAUGGAAUUACGUUUCUCUCAGACCUUCUUAGUUCCAGGAUUUAUCCUAGAGUUAUGAAAUUAGUCGUUCCUGAAGAUAGGAUUGUGAUGUUUGGUCACCAUUUUUUCUUUUCUUUUUUUGCUGUAUUUCAUUUGUUAAUGGAGUUGUUGCUUUUUGUUUAUUCUGUUGUAAUUGAGUGCAAAUUGCAGUACAAAUUCGGAUGAUAGAGUAUGUUUAGAAGAUGAAUGAUAUGGAAGACCUUGAUGUUGUAAGAUGAUGUAUAGAUUUCCGUGAAGUGACGUGUUUGUUCUCGUUGUAAAAAUUGUUAGCUUAUUCAAA
Molecule: messenger RNA, 1201 nt
Organism: Benincasa hispida (wax gourd)
Lineage: Eukaryota; Viridiplantae; Streptophyta; Magnoliopsida; Cucurbitales; Cucurbitaceae
Source: RefSeq, a predicted model, not a curated record